AAAAGAUGGCGACGCCCAGUGAAUUAUCUCUCGAAGAGAUUCGUAAAUAUUUAUUGGAAAACGGUGGUUCGGCGCGAAAUCAUGACCUAGUGAAGUACUUUAAAAAGUUCCUGACGGACCCGGAAAAUCGAGUGGAGGCGCGGAAUAGGUUCAAGGAGUAUGUAAAUAUAUUGGCCACCAUCAAGAACGAGGAGGGUGAAAAGUUCCUGGUUCUAAAGAAGAAAUAUCGCCAAACUUCAUUAGACCUUACCUCUCCAGUUUUCAGUUUCUCGGCCUCACCCAGUUCACCUGUGAGAACUCCUGACCUUGCGACUCCUGUUUCACCUCUUCGGGAACCUCCACCUUAUCGCCCACCACCUCCAGCACCUUUGAGCCCAGUUAGCAAUCCUACCUCACCUAUUCCUCGUAAUCAAAAUGUAUCUUCGGGAGACACCACUGGUAUCUUUUACAAAAAUUUCGAGAGGGGCUCGGAAGAAACUCUGGACUCGAAACCACUUUCCGAAGAACCGGAUCUUCCAACAUCACCUCCUGUACCUCCUAGACGCAAAAGCCAAGACAAACUCAAGCUGGAGAACAAGGAGAACCUCAAUUUUGAGAAGUCAAAAGCCAGUUUUGAACCCACCAUCAAAGAGGACGAGGUUCCAGCGGUACUUCAGCCAACGUCGGCUGAACAGCUGAGCGUUCGCGAACGGAUGCAACGCUUCAAUCGAAUGGCUAGUGAGACUGAUCUAAACGUGCGUCCCAGUGGCAACACAACACCCAUUAAGAAAAGAUCAGAGAAGGGGGCGGAGGAGGAUGACAGAGCUUCCGUUGCAUCGCAACUGGACGGGAAGUCACGCGAGUGGUUGGUGAGGGCUGCGCAAGGAGACUAUCAGGCCCUGGCGAAACUUGCUGCGGAGGAACCUCGUCUCACCAGGCUGAAGGAUCCAUCUUCCGGCUAUACGGCGCUUCACUGGGGCGCUAAACAUGGAGAUGAGAAUAUCGUCAAACUGAUAGCUGGAACGUACAGGGACUAUAUAAAAGGUGUUAAUGAAACCACGAAUGGGGGAUACACGCCGCUUCACAUUGCAAUGCAAUUCGACCACGAGAACAUUUUCAAUCUUUUAGUCCAAGUUUAUGGUGCAAAUCAGGAAGUUCGUGACUUCAGUGGAAAAAAAGCAAGGCAGUAUCUGGUUUCUCAGGAGGCUGAGGUUAGCCAGGACACCUUUCGCAAAAUAAAAGCAAGGAAAAAGCAUGCAGAGAAAGAUCUUGGUUUCCUACGAAUUGGAUCAUUGAACGUUCGCGUGAAACGUACGACAGAGGCCUUCAGCCAAUUCCUGGGUGUGGCCAGUAACACAUCCAGUAACAACGAGAAAAUUCACAAGACCUGGGGUUCUGCGGAUAAUAUUCAGCUUGAGAAUAAAUUGAUGCCACCGCCAAAAUAUGGGAUAAAAAAGCGUCGGAGUAGAAGAGCCCAGGAUUUUAAUUCCUUGAGAAAUCAACAUACUGCCAGCCAACCGAGCACACCAAUGCCCCAGGGAAAGGUUUUGAAUUAUCGACAAAGACACGAGAUUCGACGACCAUCUUCCGCAAUUUCAACUGCACCUACGACAGCCACGAAUCCGCAAAACGACUCGGAUUCCGACAAUGCUUGCGGUUUCGAUUCCGCUUGGCGUGGUUCCGCGCAGCUGUAAAAUUUCCAUUCGAUUAUUUUGUAACUGAUCAGUCAAAUACUCUACAUUUUUUAUUUCUCGCUUCUAGAUAAAAUAGAAUAUUUAGUUGGUAAUCGAUUUUUUAAAUUGUGUGAAUUCAGGGAGGUCGCAGGUCUGGGAAAACCUGGAAAUCAGGGAUUCUGAAAA
Belonocnema kinseyi is the source of this 1838-nucleotide messenger RNA. RefSeq names its product ankyrin repeat domain-containing protein SOWAHB (gene sowah). The transcript has 15 exons. Bases 6 to 1673 code for a protein of 555 amino acids. The record is from RefSeq and is a predicted model, not a curated record. Lineage: Eukaryota; Metazoa; Arthropoda; Insecta; Hymenoptera; Cynipidae. Gene Ontology annotation, molecular function: protein binding.